Messenger RNA from Parnassius apollo (apollo), 2517 nucleotides. The record is from the annotation of a GenBank genome assembly. Lineage: Eukaryota; Metazoa; Arthropoda; Insecta; Lepidoptera; Papilionidae.
AUGCCGAUCGGUAACGUAAAUAAGGACACAACGCCAAGGCGGGACAGCUUCAGGCCACCCUGGGUUAAAGACAAAGACUCGGAGGCGCCGCCUGCGUGGACACAGAAGAAGUUGAAGCCGGUAGAAAGUACUACCCAGACAAUGGAUACGACUCCAAAGUCUCUGGAAGACCCAGCUCCCAAACUUUUGAAGCCGGUUCUAAGAAAACAGACAACAGUAAAAGAAAAAGCAGAAAACGGAAUAUCAGAACAAACAGAGGAGAAACUUAUAAAACCUUCUGCGGCAAAAGAAGCAGAUAAAGCAAACAGGUCAACUGAUGAAAAACCAAGAUUAUCCAAAAUACUUAAAACAGUUAAAACAAUAAAACCAGAAGAUAAAAACGAUAAAAUACCGGAAAGACCGAUAUUAAAAAGCGUAAAAACUAUUGAUGACAAAGCCAAAGAUAAAACCGUUACAAUUGUAGAUCAAAAACAAGCGGAUAAGACAAAAACAGAAGAAAAACUAAAAUUUAAAUCAGAAGAAAAGAUCAAUCCUCGAGAUAAUUCUAAGGCAGAGGACAAGGGGAAAUGCACUGAGAAAUUUAAUACCGGAGAUAAGGGUAAACUAAGCGAUAAGGUAAAAGUAGAGGAAAAGCAAAAAACUGUUGAUAAAACUAAAGUAGACGAAACCUCUAAAGUCAGUCAGUCAGUCAUCAAAGAAAAAAUAAAAUCUGAAGAAAAUUUAGAAGAAAAAUCAAAAAUGUCUACUAAGCCACCACUAGAAAAAUCUUCUAAGCUUCCUCCUGCACCAAGGAAGGCAUCUCUGCAAAAGGCACCAUCGAAAGAUGAGGUCAGCUUGAAGAAGUGGAGAGACCCGUUACAUGAAAGAGUAAAAGAAAAUAUUGACAAGACUUUGGCGAAUGAAAUCCCAAAAGGACACACAUUAAUGAAAAAUGAGAGCUUAAGAAGUUUGCUAAAGCCAACUCCUCCACCCAUGCCUCCACCGUUGCCACCGAAAAUGCCUCCACCGCCGGAGUUCAAGAAGGCUCCAAUUGAUCCUGAAAAGCUGAAGAAAUUGGAGUCGCUCCGUAGCAGGCCAAGAAGGCGGCCUGAUUGGAGCGACAUGAUGAAGGAAGUUGAACAGGGGAGAAAACUCAAGCAUGUCGUUUGUAAUGACAGGUCGAGCCCGAUUAUCACACCAUCGACAGUUGUUAAAAAUAAGGGUCAAUUCAUUUUUGAAUCCGAAAAACCCAAUUCUCACAAUGAGCUAUUGAAAGAAAUCAACAAAGGUGUAAAACUAAAGAAGGUGAAGACUAAUGAUAGAAGUAAACCAAAUUUGGAAGGUUUGAGGAAAUUCAGACGACAAAUGACUAUAGAAGAACAAGUGCAGAAGUCAAUGUCACAGGCCAAUCUAGCAAAUUCUCCGUCUGGAGUUUUAGUGCCCGGAGUUGCAGAGAUACCUGCGGCAGAGGAAGAUGAUAUCGAUGAGAUGGAUGAUAUUGAUAAGGUCAGAGAUGAUCUUCAAUCAACAAAACAGCUUCUUGCAAUAGAACUAAGAAACAAGGAAGCUCAAGAAAGAGAAAACAAGCGACUUUUAACAAGAAUACAGAACUUAGAAGCAGAAUUAGCGAGAGAACGAGCUAUAAUUAAACAGGAGCAACACAAGACUGUCAUAUCAGUUACUGAUGCUUAUGACGAGAGACUUGUUAAUAACUUAAAAAUUGAAGUUGAAAAAGCAAAAGAAACAGCAGAUAACUUGGAAAAACAAUAUUUACAAGCAGCGGAAGAAAGAGAUACAGCUAUAACAGAAUUGGAAGAAAUAAAGAGAAAAAAUGCUGAACUUGAAAAGAAAUUGGAACUGGCGCUAUCGGGUAUUAUGCCAACAAACACUAGCUCAAGACGGGCCAGCCACGCUAUGAAGCAACUUUCUGUAACAAAGGAUGACAGUUUUGAAGAAGAAGAUGAAACGGAAGAAGAAGAGGAAGAAAGCGAAGAAAAGAAACAAAAAAGAAUGGAGAAAGAAAUACGUAACAUGAGGAACAAAAUCCAACAUCUGAAACAAAAGCAAGACAAUAUGAAAAAAGAACGUAUGGGCUUUAAGAUGGCUUUAAAGAAUCAGCAAGCGGCUCUUAAAGAAGAAAAACGAAAGUACAAAGAAUUGAAACGAGAAGUAGACAAAAUGGCGGCAAUGAUGAAAGAAGUUGGUUCAGACGAUGAAGAUGACGAAGAAGAGGAAGAGGAAUCCGAAGAAGAAAAGAAGAGUGAAAGUGAAGAGGAGGAGUCAGAAACUGAGACAGAACAAGAUACAGAAAGUGAAACUGAAAGCGAAAGCGAACCUGAGGAUGCUCCAUUACCAAAGAAGAAGGACAAUCUCAUGCAGCGCGUGAAAAGACACGAGACAAGAGUAAAUGCAUUGAAGAAGGGCAACACUCUCCUCAUGGCCAACGUAGACCGUUUGAAAGAUGAUGUACUCAAACAGAGAGAGGAAUCGAUGACCCUGCAAAAGGAAUUAGACUCUUUAAUUGAGGACCUUGAAUAA